Camelina sativa (false flax) is the source of this 1283-nucleotide messenger RNA. RefSeq lists its product as uncharacterized. The record is from RefSeq and is a predicted model, not a curated record. Lineage: Eukaryota; Viridiplantae; Streptophyta; Magnoliopsida; Brassicales; Brassicaceae.
ACCGUGAAGCUUUGAGACUCAUUAUUCACCACCAAGUACCCACCUCUCUCUCUCUUUCUCUCUCUAGCUCUCUCUAUACAUUAUAGAUAUAUAUCCCAUCAAUACGUAACAACCACCAAAGGUUACAAUUCACAGCCUUCCAUUUUCCUUAGUUGUUGUGAACAUAAAGAUUUUGGAGAAUAGAUAUCAAUCUGUGUCAUUUUCUUCUGUUUGGUACGAAAAUAUAAAGAUGGAGAUCAAAGUCAAACCAAAAGCCGUAGAAUCUACGACGAUGAUGGCAACUAAAGAGGAGGAUGAAAUUAAGAAGAAGAUGAAAGAGUGUGUGGUGAUUGGUCAAGAGGCAGAUGAGGAGGUUGGUAAAGGACAAGAUGAAACAAGACAAGCUGAUUCUAAGAAUAUUGACUCACCAUCAUCAUCAUCAUCACUUGAGAUGAAUAAGAAGUUGGAAAUUGACAAAAACUUUACGAGUCAGAAGACCAAAAAGGAAGAGGAGAACAAGAAAGAGGAAAAUAAUAAUUAUAUUUCUAACAUGAAGCAUAAGAAGACGAGUUCACACGUAUGGGACUGUGGGAGCACUCUCUACGACUCGUUCGAGCUCAAUUCGUUCAAACGUCAACUUGACUCAGCCAUCUCAGCUUCCUCCGCUAGAACGAUGUCCAUGUCUCGCCUCCCCGACCGUCGUCUCCCUCCUCUCAGCUCACUCUCACCGGAGAAUCCUCCUCCUCUUCCUUCACUGCCGACAACUUCUUCUUCCUCCUCCUCCGGCGGCAAGAAACACUCGAACAAGAUCUCUCGUUCUCUUCAGAGAUUCUUGAAGUCAGUGUUCAAACCUAAACAGCACCAAAGCUUGAGCACUCCUUCUUCCCCGGUCUACAAGGCUGUGAGUCACGGAGGCGGUGGUGAUAAAGAUCGAUAUUACGUCGUUUACGACAAAUCGGGUUCGUUGACAACUAUUCCAGAGUCAACGUCGGAGAAGGAAGUGAGCCCUGAGAUCAACUCUCUUGUUAGGAAAACCGUGUCCGAGAGAUUCCCGGCGAGUCGAGUCGUUGGUAUUUCAUGUGCUUGAUCUUGAUUAUCUAAUAAAUCUAAUUAAUUAAGUCGUAAAUUUGAUAUAAAUUAAUAUCUAUAUUUAUAAACAUGUUAUGACUUGUCAAAUUAAUUAUUAGAGUCUUCUUUUCCCUUUUUUUUUUUUUUUGAUGUGAUAAAGAUUUUGGAAAUGAAUAAUCGUGUUGGACGUAUUGUAUGUAUGGUGAAUGUAAAAGUUUAAUGCAUUUAUGAUGCAA